GAUUGGUCACUCGGCGGAGACCGUGCUCUGCGAUUGGCUGAGGCGCGCGUCGCUCGGCCGCUUCCAGGGCCGCACUUCCGCCUCGGUGUCAGCGGCCGCAGGGCCGGUGCGGGAGCGCUGUGCUAGAGCUCCUGAAAGGGAAACAACAAGAUGGGAAAAAUAGCAGGAAAAAAGGCUUUUUUUUAAAUGACAUGCCACCAGAACUUCUGCAUGGUAACAAAGAUCAUCUAAAGCAGCUGGGUGUUUGCAGAAGACUUCGACAGCGCACAGAUACUUAAUCUCUAGCUCAAGUUCAACGAUGCAUUAGAGGAGGCUGGAUUGGCUGUACUGAGAUUUCACACUGAAGGAUGAAUAGUGAAGAAGAAUUUUAUGAUGCCGUUACGGAAAUCCUGUAAGAGAGGUGAAAUGUAAAAUGUUGGCAAUGGAGAAUGUAGGGUGCUUAAUGUAGGACCAUGGGGAUGAAAAGAGAAUAAUGGAAAGCAAGAAAGCUGAAGGAAUGGAAGUAGCACGGCAGAUACAAGCUUUGAUUCUGACAAUUCUUCAGGAGACUUUUCAGAAGCAAAUCAUAAAGUUGGAGAAAUGAUUGAUCUGGAUCCACACCAAAGCAAUAGUACUGGGAAGCAAAACGGAGAGACGGAGAUUCAAGAGAAUGGAGUUAAGAGACACAGGACAUCAUUACCUGCCCCAAUGUUUUCAAGAAGUGAUUUUAGUGUGUGGAGCAUAUUAAAAAAAUGCAUUGGACUGGAGCUGUCUAAGAUUACGAUGCCUAUUGCCUUCAACGAGCCAUUGAGUUUCCUUCAACGGAUAACAGAAUAUAUGGAACAUAUAUACCUCAUUAAUAAGGCUUGUAGUCAUUCAGACCCCCUGGAAAGAAUGCAGGCUGUAGCUGCUUUUGCAGUUUCUGCUGUAGCUUCUCAGUGGGAGAGAACUGGCAAGCCAUUUAACCCGCUGUUAGGAGAAACCUAUGAAUUAACCAGGGAGGAUCUAGGAUUUAGGUUUAUAUCUGAGCAAGUCAGCCACCACCCACCUAUUAGUGCAUUUUAUUCUGAAGGCCUCAAUAAGGACUUUAUUUUUCAUGGAUCAAUCUAUCCCAAACUAAAAUUCUGGGGAAAGAGUAUAGAAGCAGAGCCUCGGGGAACAAUUACUUUGGAGCUCCUGAAAUAUAAUGAAGCAUACACAUGGACAAACCCAACCUGUUGUGUACAUAAUGUAAUUAUUGGUAAACUGUGGUUAGAACAGUAUGGAACGGUAGAAAUUGUAAAUCACAGCACUGGAGAUAAAUGUGUCCUUAAUUUUAAACCAUGUGGACUGUUCGGGAAAGAGCUUCACAGAAUAGAGGGAUACAUUCAGGACAAAAACAGAAAGAAGCUGUGUGUGAUCUACGGCAAGUGGACAGAAUGCUUAUGGUGCACUGAUCCCACUACAUAUGAGACUUACAAAAAGAAUGAAAAGAGAGGUGGUGAGCAGAAGAAAAUGAAGCCGAGUGAUGAUGUUAUUAAAUCUGAAAAUGACGAGGCUGAUGAUAUGCCAGAGGUUCAAGACACGGUACAGUUCAUACCAGGCAGUAAAUUGCUUUGGAGAAUAAAUUGCAGGCCACCAAACUCAUCACAGAUGUACAAUUUCACCAGUUUUGCUGUGAGUCUCAAUGAGCUAGAAACGGGCAUGGAAGCAAUAUUAGCGCCCACUGACUGUCGGCUACGUCCGGAUAUCAGAAAUAUGGAAAACGGAAACAUGGAUGUGGCCAGCAAAGAGAAAGAGAGAUUAGAAGAGAAACAAAGAGCUGCUCGCAAGGAACGUGCGAAAGAUGAAGUGGAGUGGCACACACGAUGGUUUCAUCAAGGCACUAACCCAUACACUGGGACUUCGGAUUGGCUGUACUCAGGUGGCUAUUUUGAUAGGAAUUUUUCAGACUGUCCAGACAUAUACUGAAACUAUGGAACCAAUUGCUCAUCUCAUCUGGACAUCUAGUUACUAGAUUUCAUUCCAAGCCAGUUAUUCUGGUUUUGUUGAUAGCAAAAACCAGCUUUUCUAGGUAAAUUUUAACGAAAAUUCUAUCGGUCAACAAUCAAGGAUUUAAUUACCACUAAUGUUGAAUUGCCAAAUAUUUAAAUACUGUUGCAUUCUUUCCUUAAAGCUGCACCUGAAAUUGUCAUGUUUUCACUAAUUUUCAAAGGGACCUUUGGUUCUUCAUUUUUUUCCCCCUAAUUUCUUUGUCAGGAAGAUAUGCUAUAUCUGGUAGAGCACAUAACAUCCUUGAAAACUACAUAAAUAAAAUAAAAUAGAAAUAAUAUCCUUGUUACUUAGUACAAUAGUGAAGAAUCUGAAGUUUUUGGAACUCAGAGCAGGGAUGAAAAGCUAAUAAGGUACCAACAGGAUCAAAUCUAGUAAUGUCGAUACUCCCCGUGAAGAGAUGCAUGUGAGCCUUUCCAUAUGGUAUGUAGCACUACGUGGGGACGGGAGCUCCCGGCCCUUCUCAGUACGAUUCAAUAAUACAGAGACUCGGGGAAACAAAACCCAACCUGAGCUUCUCAGCUGUAGUUGUAUGUUACAGAGUCUUCAUAACUCUUGGACACUGUGAGCAUUAAACUGUAUACCUGUGAUAAAAUUACAUAAAGCAUACGCUAGGAGCAAGGAAGGGUGCUUUCAAAAGUGUGCUUUUCCUGAAGUCAAAUGCCGUUCUUAAAAUACAAGUAGCUUCGGAAGCAAUUGUAGGAAUGUAGAGGUGGUUAUCUUGUAAAAUAUACUGCUUGCUACCACUCGGAGGCUUAAACCUUCUGCACUACCCUUGGCAGCUUUGGCACUAUGUAUGCUUCUAGACUAAACUCUCAUUUGGAAGCACUUAGGUGUGUAUAUCCACACAGGUUCCUGUUUCGGGGAAGUUUCGGUUUGCAUGUUUUUCAUAACUAGGUCAUGUCUGUUUUGUAUGUUGUGAAAACGCAGAAUCAAUCUAAAGCUUUAGCAGACGUAAUACCUAUUACCAGUUUUCUGUGAGCACGUGCUGGCAAAAAAUGGGAUAUUUUUGUUCCAUAUCGAACCAUCAAAGCCAUAUAAUACUGGAAUAAUCCAUUACUGAAUUGACACAUUUGUUUUCUUUCAAGUGUUGCAUUUAGAGGGAAAAGGCGGGGGGACAGGCUUGAAAAAUUAGGUCCAGUAAUUAAAACUAACCCUAGUAUUGCUGCUUCUUUCAUGGAAAUUGAGUAACUGGGUAAAAAUGGAGAGCAGCUAUGCUGCUGUGAAGUUUACAGUAAUUCAGAAGUUGCUGGUGUUAAGCAGCAGCAACUUGAGGAAUUUGUGGAAGAACUGGUUUGACGGAUGUCCAGACACAUCUGUAGUUUCAUCCAAAGAGCAGACUUUUGAAGUGCUGCUCUCCCAGCUAUGGGAUUAAAAAGCAAAAGAAAACCAACAUACUCGUGGAGAGACAUUUUUGUAUCAAGCCAUGCAUCUAAUGUUGGUAUUAACUUUACAUCUUGGAGAGGUUUAGUUUUUGUCUUCAUUUGGAAAAAUAAGAGAAGCUGUAAAACUUUGAGGCAAUAAGUAGAGGCCUAAUCUGAAAUGUGCUUGUGGCAACUUUAUUUUGUUGCCAGUAGUAGUCCUUCGUGCUGAUUGCAGGCCUAGGCUUGGUAGCGGGGUGCAGAUGACAGAGUUGUAUUUGUUCCCGGUAAGUGCAGAGACACUUGACUUUUACAGACAUUGCUGAUCCAUAUGGGACAGCAUAAAAAUAUUUUUUAUAAAAAAAUUGAACUCUAAUGACUGUGCCAGGCACUGCAUCCCCCUUUCCAAACUUGCUGCAAGCAGCGUAGGGAACCCUUUGAGUGAGGACUGAAAGGAUUCAUGUAUUGAGCCACUUUAACAUCUCAUGGGAGUUUAAAGCUUGCUUGAACUACAUAAUAUGUUUAAUGCUGGAGUAGUGUUUUUAAAACAACACAUAAAUAGCAAUUGCCUGAAUGGAAAAACUGUAGAGUAAUUGCUGAUGGAAUACUCUGUUUAUAAGAAGUGUACGGGUUAGCAUCCCUCUCAUUUGAGUUAUGGUUUAAAUUCAAAGACUGAAACCCUUUUCAUUAUGUGAAAGCAUGAAAAGAUUGUAACAACAUGUUUAAUCCAAACUUCAGUUUGGAACAGUUAUGGGAUUUAACGAGAAACUGGGAAGGUUUCUAAAACCUGAAUGCUUCGUUGGUUAUGUCUUUACUCCCUUUGUCCCCUUCCUUUAGUGUGAAGUUUUCAGUAAAAUUUCAUUAGUCCCAAAUCUAUUUUUUUUUUUAAUUUAUUGUUCUUCAUUGACACCACUUACAAAGUAAUUUCCCCUCCCUGCCAACCCGUCUGUGCUUGGCUCACUGCGGGGCUCUGAAUGCUGCAGUUCCAUUGCUCUCAACGUGAAAAAGUUUUAUUUUCGACGCAGAUCUCUCCUCAGUAGUUUGUGUCAAAACAUCAAUAACUUUGCACCUUUUGAAAGAAUGUCACUUUUAUAACUCAAUUAAACACUGUAUAUAAGA
Messenger RNA from Cuculus canorus (common cuckoo), 4490 nucleotides. It is a transcript of the gene OSBPL2, whose product is annotated as oxysterol binding protein like 2. Gene Ontology annotation, cellular component: cytosol; membrane; intracellular membrane-bounded organelle. The record is from RefSeq and is a predicted model, not a curated record. The coding region runs from base 580 to 1929 and encodes 449 amino acids. Gene Ontology annotation, molecular function: cholesterol binding. Lineage: Eukaryota; Metazoa; Chordata; Aves; Cuculiformes; Cuculidae. The transcript is spliced from 16 exons.